AUGUCGGCAGGAGCGAUGAAUACACCAAAGAUAUUGUUGCUUUCUGGAAUAGGACCACGGCAUCACCUAGACGAAAUGAGUAUACCCGUAGUGGCCGAUCUUCCAGUUGGAAACAAUUUGCAAGAUCAUGAGGCUAUUUUGUUGUUCUCUAGAAUCAACAAACCAGUAAGUAUAACACCAAACGUGAAGAGUAGCCUUUGGACUACCAUACAGCACAAAAUAUUUGGAUCAGGACCACUUUCUAUCGCUGGAACUGACGGCUCAGCUUUUGUUUAUAUUGAUGACAAAAAACGUGGUAAAACUUAUCCAGAUUUUCAGAUGGCUUUCGUUAGUUUAUUGAUUUCAUUAGAUCAUCUUAACUUCAAAAAUGAAAUUAAAAAAGAAUACGAAGAUGGGAACGAAAACGUCGAUGGCUUUACGCUUGCUCUUAUAAAUACACAUCUAAAAAGCCGCGGUACACUAAGACUGCUAUCCAAAGACCCGUUUGAUUAUUCUGUUUUAAAUCCCCGUUAUUUUCAGGAACAACAGGAUGUUGACGACUUUGUUGCUGCUAUUAGAAUAUGGGAAAAAUAUAUUGAAACACCGACAAUGAAAGCACUUGGGACUGAAGUAUCUCAUAUGAAGAAAUCAUUUUGCUUACAACAUAAGUUGCGUUCUGAUGCAUACUGGGAAUGUAUGUUGCGCCAUCUAGCCAUAACUGGGUAUCAUCUAUCGUGUACUUGCAAAAUGGGCGCUCAUGAUGAUUCGACCGCAGUUUUAGAUCCAACAUUGCGUGUGAAGGGAAUAAAAGGUUUACGCGUUGUUGAUGCAUCGGCAUUUCCUAAAGUAACUGUUGGAAAUACGAAUACUCCGGCUGUAAUGCUGGCUGAAAAAGCGGCAGAUAUGAUUCGCGGAAUAGAUUCGGAAUUUACCUGA
Mercenaria mercenaria is the source of this 915-nucleotide messenger RNA. RefSeq names its product oxygen-dependent choline dehydrogenase 1-like. The record is from RefSeq and is a predicted model, not a curated record. NCBI's taxonomy places the organism in Eukaryota, Metazoa, Mollusca, Bivalvia, Venerida, Veneridae. Gene Ontology annotation, molecular function: flavin adenine dinucleotide binding; oxidoreductase activity, acting on CH-OH group of donors. Bases 1 to 915 code for a protein of 304 amino acids. The transcript has a single exon.